This is a messenger RNA of Exserohilum turcica Et28A, 1458 nucleotides long. RefSeq lists its product as uncharacterized. Gene Ontology annotation, biological process: transmembrane transport. The transcript is spliced from 2 exons. NCBI's taxonomy places the organism in Eukaryota, Fungi, Ascomycota, Dothideomycetes, Pleosporales, Pleosporaceae. The record is from RefSeq and is a predicted model, not a curated record. The coding region runs from base 91 to 1275 and encodes 394 amino acids.
GUCGUCUGCGCCCGCCGCCCACGCCCGCCGCCCACAACACCCAGCCGCAAAAGCCCCAUGUCGCGGUAGUCCCCUUCGCGCCACUCUGGAAUGUCCACGCAUCUCCUCCGCUAUGACGGAAACCAGACAAACACGAUGACAGUGACGGCCGCGCAAACAACCCGCGCAGCCACCUUCGUCUCAGGCCAUGAGCCGGCCGCGCCAGGAAAAAGGGACGACCAGCGCGUCGACAUGGCGUCAGACAAGAAGAGGAAGACGGACAAGAAGAGUCCAGAGUACCUGAUCAAGAGCGGCCUGGCCGGGGGCUUCGCCGGAUGCGCCGCCAAGACGGUGGUAGGCCCCCUCGACCGUGUCAAGAUCCUGUUCCAGACGCGCAACCCCGAGUUUGCCAAAUACACGGGCUCGUGGUCGGGCUUCCCCUCGGCCAUCCGCGACAUCUAUCACAGUGCCGGUGUGCGUGGUCUUUUCAAAGGCCACUCGGCAACCCUCCUCCGCAUCUUUCCCUACGCGGGCGUCAAAUUCCUUGCCUACGAGCAAAUACGCGCUCGCGUCAUCAAGAACAAGGCGCAGGAGACGCCCGUCCGCCGCUUUGUGUCUGGAAGCCUGGCCGGCAUGAUGAGCGUGUUUCUGACAUACCCCCUCGAAGUCAUCCGCGUGCGCCUCGCAUUCGAGACGAGCGAGCAGUCGCGCAGCGGCCUAAGCACCAUUGUCCGCAAAAUCUACUCGGAACAAGCACCCAGAGUCCACCGGCCGGAAAACCCCCUUGCCGCAACCGCCACACAAGUCGUCGAUACCGUGACCCCGCGCUCUGGUCUCGCAAACUUCUUCCGUGGCUUCACACCCACGCUUCUCGGCAUGAUUCCCUAUGCCGGCGCCUCGUUCCUGGCCCACGAUGUCAUGUCGGAUGUCAUGCGCAUCCCCGUUCUCGCGCCUUACACGACGCUGCCCAAUACCUCGCGCGAGGAAACCAGCACCUCGUCACACAAGCCCGCUCAGUUGCGCUACUGGGCCGAGCUCACCACGGGCGGCAUUGCCGGUUUCGUCUCGCAAACGGUUUCGUACCCGCUCGAAGUCAUUCGCCGGCGCAUGCAAGUUGGUGGUGUGGUUGGCGACGGCCACCGACUCAGCAUUGCCGAGGUGGCGCGCCGAAUCUACCUGGAGAGAGGCUACAAGGGAUUUUUCGUUGGCCUGUCGAUUGGAUAUGUCAAGGUCGUGCCCAUGGCUGCUGUCAGCUUUUAUGCAUAUGAACGGGGCAAGUAUUACUUGGGCAUCUAACGGUUCAAGUCUGUGAAUCAGAACAAGGAUAUUAUUGAUUUCUUUCUUUUUGUUUGUUUGUUUGUUAUGUUUUGUGCAAAACGGGAUAGAAGAGAGAAAUACCCUGCAGUGCAGCACAGUACAGUACAUGACGUGACAAUGUUGUAUGAGAUUGCCAUUGGACAAUAUAUAUAUAUAUGCAAU